This is a messenger RNA of Nanorana parkeri, 1031 nucleotides long. It is a transcript of the gene PDE12, whose product is annotated as phosphodiesterase 12. Gene Ontology annotation, biological process: nuclear-transcribed mRNA catabolic process, deadenylation-dependent decay. Bases 1 to 975 code for a protein of 324 amino acids. Gene Ontology annotation, cellular component: mitochondrion. Gene Ontology annotation, molecular function: 3'-5'-RNA exonuclease activity. The transcript has 3 exons. Lineage: Eukaryota; Metazoa; Chordata; Amphibia; Anura; Dicroglossidae. The record is from RefSeq and is a predicted model, not a curated record.
AUGUUCGGCUCAUCUCGGCUUAUCCUGGUGGUGUCCUACAAUGUGCUGGCCGAUGUGUACGCCCAGACCGAGCACGCCCGCACCGUCCUCUUCCCUUACUGCGCCCCCUACGCCCUGGAGUUCCAGUACCGACACUGCCUCCUCCGCAAGGAGCUCAGCGGAUAUCGGGCCGACCUUAUCUGUCUGCAGGAGGUGGACCGAACCGCCUUCCCCGACACCCUGUGCCCUGCCAUGGAGGCCUUCGGCCUGGACGGCAUCUUCCGCCUGAAGGACAAGCAGCAUGAGGGCCUGGCCACCUUCUACCGCCGGAGCCGCUACCGACUGUGCAGCCAGCACGAUGUCCUGAUCGGGGAGGCGCUCACCGAGGACCCGCUCCACAGGCCGCUGCUCGAGCAACUCUCCCGCUACUCGGCCGCCAAGGAGAAGGUGCUGCAGAGGUCCUCCGCCCUGCAGGUGACUGUUCUUGAGUCUACGAAAGACCCUUCGAAGAAGAUCUGUCUUGCCAACACACAUCUUUACUUUCACCCCAAUGGAGGCAACAUUCGUCUGAUCCAAAUGGCUGUGGCUCUAGCCCAUGUUAGACAUGUAGCCUACGAACUUUACCCUGGCAUUCCUAUUAUAUUCUGUGGAGAUUUUAAUAGCACGCCCUCUACGGGUAUGUGCAGCUUUGUGAAAGAUGGGGCCAUCUCAGAGGAGCACCCUGAUUGGACGUCCAAUGGGGAGGAGGAACGCUGCAACAUGUCUCUUAGCCACCCCCUAAAACUGAAGAGUGCUUGCGGGGAGCCCGCCUACACCAAUUACGUCGGGGGCUUUCACGGCUGUCUAGAUUAUAUAUUUAUUGACUCGGACAGUUUAGAAGUGGAACAAGUAAUCCCAAUGCCAAGUCAUGAAGAAGUCACCAGCCACCAGGCCUUGCCCAGUGUUUCGCACCCCUCUGAUCACAUAGCACUUGUAUGUGAUGUAAAAUGGAAGUAGGCUAACCUAAUACAUGGAGAUAACAUAGAAUAUUUUUAUGUUGCAUUAACUAUUGU